Mastomys coucha (southern multimammate mouse) is the source of this 4259-nucleotide messenger RNA. It is a transcript of the gene Ifnlr1, whose product is annotated as interferon lambda receptor 1. The transcript is spliced from 7 exons. The record is from RefSeq and is a predicted model, not a curated record. Gene Ontology annotation, molecular function: protein binding. The coding region runs from base 316 to 1923 and encodes 535 amino acids. Lineage: Eukaryota; Metazoa; Chordata; Mammalia; Rodentia; Muridae.
GGUUAGAAACUCGCAAGACAGGCUGGGUGCCAUCCCCUCCUCCGCCUGCAACACGGGAGACUGGCCGGUGACCUCGGAUUCCAGCCUGGGUGCUGAUCACUUACUCCUCAUCCGAACCCCAGAACUGGAUUUCUUGUCUGGUUUACAGAAAAUGUUACUGAGAUCCCCGCCCCGACCCACGGCGGGCGACGCGGGGCGGCCCUAGGUGAAUCCCCGCCGGUGGCACCGCCGGUGGCACCGCCUCCCUGGGCCGCCGCCCUUGUCACCUGCCGCCCAGAGGCCUGGCGGCCGGCGGCGGGAACCCCGGGGACCGAAAUGUGGCGGGCCGGCCGAUGGGCGCUCCUACUCCUGUUCCUGCUGCAGAGCGCCCUAGGAAGGCCCCAUCUAGCCCCACCCAGAAAUGUGACACUGCUCUCUCAGAACUUCACUGUUUACCUGACCUGGCUUCCAGGGCUUGGUAGCCCCCCAAACGUGACCUAUUUCGUGACCUACCAAAGCUAUACCAAGCCUGGUUGGCGAAGAGUGGAGCAUUGUGCAGGCAUCAAGGCUCUGGUGUGUCCCCUGAUGUGUCUGAAGAAACAGAACCUGUACUCCAAGUUCAAAGGACGAGUACAGGCAGCUUCCGCACAUGCCAGGUCCCCACGGGUGGAGUCCAGGUACCUGGAAUACCUUUUUGAUGUGGAGCUAGCCCCACCCACCCUGGUGCUCACUCAGAGGGAGAAGAUCCUAAGGGUCAAUGCUACCUACCAGCUGCCACCUUGCAUGCCGUCGCUGGAGCUGAAGUACCAGGUGGAAUUCUGGAAGGAGGGUCUGGGAAGCAAGACCCUGUUUCCAGACACUCCGUACGGCCAGCCAGUGCAGAUUCCUCUCCAGCAAGGUGCUAGUGGACGCCACUGCCUCAGCGCCAGAACCAUCUAUACCUUAAUUGACAUCAAGUACAGCCUGUUCUCUGAGCCCAGCUGCAUCUUCCUAGAGGCCCCAGGGGCCAGCAGGGCUGUCCUGGCGAUGCCAUUACUCUUGCUUCUACUGAUAGCAGCGGUUGUAGCGGGUGUGGCAUGGAAGAAAAUGGAAGGGAACCCCUGGUUUCAGGGGAUGAAGACGCCCCGGGCACUGGACUUUUCUGAAUACAGAUACCCAGUGGCAACCUUUCAGCCCAGUGGACCUGAGUUCUCAGAUGACUUGAUCCUCUGUCCCCAGAAGGAACUAACCAUAAGGUUCAGGCCAGUUCCUCGGGUCAGAGACCCAGCCACGCUGCAGACAGGAACUGAAAAAGACAGUGCGGAGGAUGAAGACGAGGACACAGAAGACGAGGACACAGAUGACAGUGACAGCGUCCAGCCCUACCUGGAACGGGCCCUCUUCAUCAGCAAGAAGCCCCAAGUUUUGGAGCGCUCGGAGGCAGACGAGUCUGGGGUGGAUUCAGGGGGGCCUUGGACAUCCCCCGGUGGGAGUGAAAACUCAUCUGCAUGGGACUCGUCAGACAGGAGCUGGUCCAGCACAGGGGACUCCUCAUAUAAGGAUGAAGCUGGAUCUUCCAGCUGUUUGGACCAGAAGGAGCCAGACCAGGAGCCUUACAGGGAUGGGCACCAGGAGGCUCUCCCAUGCUUGGAAUUAUCCGAGGACUUGGGCACUGUGGAAGAGCUUCCGAGGGAUGACCUCUCCGGGUGGAGAAUUUGGGGUUCCUUAUCCCCAAAGGGAGAUCUGGCUCCUACGGAGCUCCCAGUUUCUCUUCAGACACUGACUUUCUGCUGGGACAACAAUCCUGAGGAGGAGGAGGAGGAGGAGGAGGAGGAGGAGGAGGAGGAAGAGGAAGAAGACUGGGAAUCAGAACCUAAGGGCAGCAACGGUAGCUGUUGGGGCACUUCAAGCCUCCAGAGGACAGAGGUCAGGGGCGGGAUGCUGGGAGGUUACUUGGUCAGGUGAGCUGGCCCUGGUGGUCCAUUCAUGGUAUCUCUACUGCACUUCCCCUGGACCAGAGACAUCUCAAGAGUGGUAGCCAAACUCCUGGCCAUUCUUUAUGGAUCUUUAUGGCACUUUGUCUAUGGCACUAUGGAUUGAGCUGUAAGAUGUCACCAGUUCCAAUGACCCACGUGCUAUAGGUGACCUGUGAGUGGGAUGGAGCUGUGGUCAGGGACUAGUUGAGUUCCAGUCUGCCCAUUGUCCCUGGGAUGACAGUCCUACCUAAUGGAAAAUGAUCCUCAGCCAAAAUGAAACAGGUGAAGCCAGGUGGCUGUAGACACCAAGGAUAGACACGCCCUGGUCCAUAAGUCACACACAGCAUUGUGCAAAACAGACCUUAGUCCAAAUGACUGCUAUGCCGUUUCUGAUAGUUACUUGGCAAGCGACUCUUAACCAUUACACCUCAGUUUCCCCUUCUGCAGCUGUCACGUGCGUAUGGUGAGGAUUCGGGGGGGUUUUCAGGUAACAGGUGACACGGGGCUACCAAUGUCACAUGUACUGACUAGGCACUAGAACCUUCCAUCAGUCCAGACUCCUGGGAGACUCCAGGCAUUUCUCACCAGUGACCCCCUAAGCCGAGUGACAAAGCACCUACCUUCCAACCUUUCUACCCUCUAGGUCACCCCAUUUCUUCCUUGUCACCUUCUAGUCAGGGGCUCCCUGAAACCACAGCCCAACCAGCUUUGGUUCUUUCUUAAACAUAGUUCACCUUCCAGGGUCGACAUUGGUUGGGUCAGGGCAGAAACUGCACUUCUGGCCUCGUGUCUUUUUUGAAUGGCAUUGUAUCAGGGUUUAAGUUUUUUGUGUGUCUGUUUGUUUGUUUGUUUUUAUCUGUUUUUGUCAUAAGGAGGUCCCAGCAUCUGAGAAGCUAGUGCCUUUUAGAAACAGGUGACUGUCCUUUUUGGGGUGUGAUGUGUGUCCUUGGUCUGAGGUGUCUCGCAUAGGACCAGAGUCAUUGUGGCUGAGGGUCUAAACAGUCCACGAAGCAGAAAAGAGCUCGCAGCCCUGAGGCUGGCCUAAAGGCACAGCCUUACCGAGCUUGUGGGAAGGUUCACCAUAAGGCAGAGGCUCUCAGGCUUCCUGACACUGCCAGGCUUAAGCAGCUCUUCAUGGUGUGGUGACCCCCAAGUCAUAAAAUCAUGCCAUUGCUACUUCACAACUGUAAUUUUGUUACAGUUAUGAAUCACAAUAUAAACAUCUGUGUUUUCCAAUGGUCUUAGGCGACCACUGUGAAAGCAUCACUGGACCCCCAAAGGGGGUUGAGAAACACCACUUACAGGGCAUCUGAAUCAAGGGUUCUCUAGUUCAUUCCCAAAGGCCUUUGAGGUCCCAGGAUCCUUCCCCUUCAAUGGGAGUGGCCUCACUGAGCUAAUGCACAUGCAGUGGCUUUGCACAGACGGUAUCUUGAGAGAGGUUCGCAGCUAACAAAACCUCAAAGCACUGUCCUGGGUACAUAUCAUUUCAAGCAAACUUUGAAGUCACCUGGCAAGGCUGGCCUAGUGACUUAAUAUGUAUGUCCCCAAGAGUUUCCAGAGUCAUCGAACUGACAGGAAGUCUUUGCGAGCACCUCUGGGACACACACACACACACUCACACACACACACACACACACACACACACACACACACACACACACACCUACCUCCCUGGGGUUCCCUGCAGUGAUGCUUGACCACAUCACUGAGCCCAGAAGCUAAACAAAGGCGCAUGCGUGAGGACGGUCAUAGCGCAGGAGAAGCUCCUAGAAAUGUCCCAGCAAGGCCAGUGUCCUUUCUGAGACACAGCUGAGCUGCACUACGGAGGCUCUGUCAGAAAUCCUUCGAAAUGAUGGUGAUGACAGCGUUGGCCUCGGCCUUCCAACCUUACUCUCCGAUAGUCCCACCAGUCUGCCUUACUGUUUACAAUGUUUCCCAAUGUUUACUUUUUGAUCUUGCCUUCUUGUCAUUCUUAUUCCCAACUCCUUUCAGCAAUUAUUAGGUCAUCGACAGGAGACCUGUGGGGAAGCCCAAGGAACCAACCCAGAAGUUCCUAAUGUGUGCUCAGCACUUAACGUACAUAAUAGCCCCGUCCUGGACAGUCUCUGGGACCUCAAGGAUAGCAAGGGCAAAGUGACUGACUGGAGUCGCAGCCUCAGCACACUGAGGCGUUACGUCUCUCUCCCGUGUUUGUAUUACCUUUCUUGCGUAUUUGUAUUUUUGUCGAACUUUGCACUGUGUUUUAUACCCUAUUUAAGUAAUUCUUUAAUAUCUGUUGGUAUAGUGGCCAAAGCCUUAAAUAAAGAGAUAUAUUUUUAGAGAAAA